AUGUACGCCAAAUUGAUGAUGGACUAUAUCCAAGAUGACCAUGACCACGAUGUUUCUGUGGUUUCUCUGUCGGUGCAGAUUUUCACCGUCCCUUCACUCGUUCGAGUUCUCAUCAAGGAACAGAACGCUUUCGAAGUCGUCAUUAAGCCUUUUAUGGAGGUUGCCGAAGACUUUCGUUCAGAGGCUGGUUACCUUACAUUUCAGCAGCUGCUUGCGCGAAGUCCGAUCAAGUUCAGAAGAUCUCUUCACGUGCUGAACGACUUCAGGUAUCUGUUGACUAGUGUUCCAUCGCCGGAAGAAUGGGAUAAUCAUUUGGAAAAUUGCAUUUUGGUUGCUCUUCGCAGUUUAUUGGACGUAGUAUGUUGUGUCCAGGGCAUGGAUCCGGUGGUGCGUCAGGUUGGCGCCCAUCAAGAAUUCACUCCCGAAUGGGAAACCGCGUUCACUAUACAAUUACGCUUGAAUCCGAUUCUGGCCCUCUUUCAACAGUGGUGUUCGACCAAUCAUUUGGUGGCGUUGCGUUGUUUUUCCAAAGCUUUAUCGACUUUGAACGACGUGCUUCAGCAGGAAUGCAAAGAGACUGAGAUUGUAGAAAUUGCCGGCCACCAGUGCGUCUGCAUAGUGCAUGACGUUUCCAGCAGGUCUGUCAGCAUUCAUAUCGCACUGCCCAGGCUGGUAGCAGGACUAUACUUGAGCAUCAUGAAGUUUUGUUUUCAUCAUCCGUCUGCCUCAUCGGAAUUCACUGACGAACUGCCGAAGUCUAAUAUGUUGGAGCUGCCUGUACGCGCGAUGGCGUUGUGUGCACAGAUUCACAACUAUUUCGCAUCAAUCUGCCGUUCAGAGAUGUUCGACAAAGAUAUUCUGAUGUUACAGAUAUGCGCAUCAAUCGAAGACGCCGACUCAUUCCUCAUUGCGGUUCUUUACAAAUUUGGCCUGAGAAACUGGGCUCGGUACGACCGCCAACGUUUUAUCGUUGGAGUAGGAAAAGUAGAGUGCAGUGAGGCGGUGCGCAAAGAAAUCAUCCAUUUGCUAUGCCGUAAGCCGAUGACGUUUAGCAAGCUCGAAAGACACUUGCCAGAAGACCCUUUCGACAAAACGGGCCUCGAAGACGUUAUUAACUCGGUGGCUAUUUUCAAACCGCCGAAGGACGGCUCUGCUGGACAGUUCGAGCUGAAACCCGAGUGCCUGAAUGAGUACAAUCCAUUUUUCUGGCAUUAUUCGAAAUCAGAGAUGUCUGAAGCCGAAGAUUACCAGCGAAGAUUGCGCGCCCACAGUUCAAUUGAAAUCAAAGCCUGUCCGCCCCCUGUUUUGCCUGAGUUCUGCAAAUCGUUUGCGCCGAUUAUCAAAAUCUUCGAAUCUGACGUGUUUCUGUUUUGUUUCACGUCACGAGUCAAGCAGCACAAGUUCAGUAAUGACGGUGACAUCUACUCGCAGAUGAUCAGUCUCGUUGGGAAACCGAAUGUUGGUCACACGGAGGACCUGCUUCAGUGGACGAUCACGAAAUUUAUGUAUGUCCUUCGGUUACACACCGUUUCGACGGACACGAUCGAGCGACAAACUGCGCAGAGCGACGUAGCACCGUCAACCGAGGAACAGAACCGUAAAAAGAGACGUCACGAAAUCGCUUUGAAACAGCGACAGAAGGCGGUCGAGCAGAUCGAAAAAAUGCAAAAUCUGUUCAUUGAGCAAAACAAGUCCAUGCUUGACAAAUGUAAGCAUACGCUGCACAGCGAUGACGAUCACCAUGAACAGGAAAACAUGCCUUCUUCGCGCAUUUUUCCCGUCUGCGUUGGGCCGAACCGCACUUCGACAUCGCGUUUAAACGCCCCUGUAUUAAUGUGUGUCCUUUGUCAAGACGAGCAGCAAGUUACGUUCGAUUCGCGGGCCAUUGUUUAUGCGGCGUUCGUUCAGAACUCUUCGUUGUUCACUAAAGAACCUCACCGACCGUUGACUCAUCCUGACGAAUUCGACCCGUUGUACUAUCCAGCCAGUCUCUACUUCGGAGUCCAUACGAGCUCCUGUGGCCACACCAUGCAUGCGGACUGCUGGCAGCAGUUCUACGACAACCUAAUCCUCAAGGAACAGCGCAACCACUGGCGCCAUCGUCUGAGCAACCUGUUCAACAUCGAAUUAAACGAGUACCUCUGUCCGUUGUGCAAGAGGCUGUGCAACACCGUACUGCCUGCUCUCCCUUCGUUACAGUCGUUGAAUGUCACUGAGAAGUCCACAUCGCUCGUUUAUGAGCAGUUUAUAUCAGAGAUCAACGAUUGGCUUCAUACAGCUCUAGAAAAUGGGAUCCUCUUUUGGUCACAGCAGCCGAAAUCCGUCAGAGAAAUAGACGUUCCUCGUAGGGUGUUGGUUUCAACAAGCAUCGAGGACAUGCUGCGAACGUUUUCGCAGACGGUCUAUUCGCAUGGUCUGCAGGUCGAACCACACUUCACUUCUCCAAAGGUCUCCGUUAUGAAUUGGUUGACUCUGGCAUACACGAUACGGUCGAUCGACGCUGUCCUCAUCUUUGAUCGCAAGCCUCUGUUUGGUGCACUGAGCACUCGUCGGAGCUGUGAGUUGUACGGUUUGGUGCACUGCGUUGCGCUGUCUAGCUACAUUGGCGAUGCUGCGAUAUUCAAGACUCAUUUGCGGCGUCUUUUGUUGCCGUUAUUUGCCAGUCACGAAGCUGAUCCCGAACAACUGCCGAACGUUUUGAACUUGGACAUAUUUACUACUCUGGUGGAACUCUCGUACACGAUUGAUUGGAUGAAAGCCGUCGACAAAGAUUGUUCGGUAACAGCGCACGCAGGGGUCCAUGAACACCAUCUGUUGCGCUUGAUGCUGAGCGCGUAUAUGCUGCAGCUGCUGUUCACCGCAAACUCUCCGGCAGGCGAUGAAGAUGACCGUAUACAGCGAACGCAAAUCAGCUCUUCUUCGGAAAGCUUGACCGCUUUGCUUGACCUUCGCUCAUCGGUUUAUUCGUGGGCGAGCGUAACUGCUGACAGCUUGGCGCCAAUCGACCUGCUUCGCUUCGUCACUUACGGCCUGAUCAAGUUUCUACGACCGGUUUGUUUGUUUCUGCAUGCUCUUUCUUCCGUAGAUCCUCCGGAGGAACUUUGCGAAUUCAACGCUGACCAUUUGAAGCCGUUGUGUCGCUAUUUAGAUAUUCCUUCAGAUAUGGUCGAAUUAAUUCAGUUUUUGGAUACGACUUCAAUGGAAAGAUGGUGCAAAUUACCGACAACGGCAGAACUAGUGACGGGCAAGAAGAUCAUUCGGCAGCCCGUUCUGGCAAACGAUCUCAUCGUUCUGCCGCAGGAUUUCAGUACUCUGAUCAAUCAGGCUUCACAGCGCUGGUAUUCUUCUUGUUUUGUAUUUCUAUGUCUCUGUCUGACACUACCCAUAAAAGAGCCUCGAUAUCCUGCGUUGUGCCUCGUCUGCGGAGAAAUGGUAUGUUCGCGCAGUUACUGUUGCCAACGGUCGCUUAAUGAUCACAUGGUCGGCGGGUGCACUUACCACGCUAAUCACUGCUCAGGUGGAACGGGCAUCUUCCUCAGUUAUAUCUGUUUCAGCAUCCGCGAUUGCCAAAUCGUCUUGCUUUACCAGUUGUACCGGGGGUGCUUUUUACCCGCACCGUAUGUGGACGAGUACGGAGAAACGGACCAAGGCUUUAGACGGGGCAAGCCGCUGCUCCUGAGCGCCCAACUGUACCAAAAGUUGCGAUGGCUGUGGUUGAACCAUUCGGUCCCUGAGCAGAUUGUCAAUCGCAUGGAGCUGUCCGACCAAUUGCUUGCUCAGGAGUGGUUCCAUUUUUAA
Molecule: messenger RNA, 3798 nt
Organism: Soboliphyme baturini
Lineage: Eukaryota; Metazoa; Nematoda; Enoplea; Dioctophymatida; Soboliphymatidae
Source: the annotation of a GenBank genome assembly